This is a messenger RNA of Durusdinium trenchii, 1806 nucleotides long. The record is from the annotation of a GenBank genome assembly. NCBI's taxonomy places the organism in Eukaryota, Dinophyceae, Suessiales, Symbiodiniaceae.
AUGAGUCUGAGUCAGGGCAGCGGUGAUCCAGAACAAUGGCGGGUGCUGCUACACCAGGAAACGCAGAAUCUUCGUGAAGAGUUGCGCAGGGAGAUGCGGGAACAGUUGGGGGAGCAACCGAAUCUGGAGCAGCUGCUUUCUGGGAAUCUUGGCCAAGCCCGCGUGCCGCCCGAGUUGCUAAGGAGCUUCACAUCUGCUACUCCAGUUGGUGCUCCUUCAUUGCUCCCCAGACCAGCAUGGUCUCGACAUGUGUCGGACGGGAAGACAGGGUCGGAGCCCGACGACUCGGAGUUGUUUGAGUGGCAUCGACAUCCGCGACUUGUUCGACCCCCACGUAGCAACAGUAGCUCUCCCAGCAACAGAUUCCGGUACCGUCACCAUGGCCAUGGUCGAGCUGCGAGCAAACAUGGCUCGCCGCACCGCCAGAAGAACAGCUUGCUCCCUCCACACAUGCCUGAGGAAGCAACCUUGAUCCGUUCAUCCCGGAGGUUCUCACAGAUGUCAAAUCCUUUGCUCAUCCGCGAGGUCCGAAGCCCUGCCCAUCAGUCCUGGAGUUUGAGGGCUUUGGUCGAGUCCUCGCUCUUCUCCAGCUUCAUUGGGGCCAUGAUUCUGAUGAACUGCAUCUUCAUUGGAAUUCAGACAGACUAUGCUGCUUCCACCUGGCAAGCCAAGGCAGUUCCGUUCUUCGUGGUCAGUGAGUUUGUUUUUGCCUUCAUCUUCCUCCUGGAGCUCAUCCUCCGCAUUUCUGCCUACAGAUGCGAGUUCUUCACUGGAUCUGACAUGACAUGGAACCUCUUUGAUACCACACUCAUCCUAUCUCAGGCGGUGGAGCAGGGGAUCACUGCGGCCAUCAUCUACAAAAGUGGCGGCCUGCAGGACUUGGAUCUUUCACAGCUGACCGACGAUGUUGUAGUUUUGCGAGCCUUGCGAAUUUUUCGCCUACUUCGCAUCUUGCGGAUUCUCCGAAUCAUGCAUAUCAGCGGGGAACUUCAGGCCAUCACCACUGCUGUGAUGAAGGGCCUUCGGUCGUUUUUAUGGACAGUCAUCUUCUUGCUGCUUCUUCUGUAUGCCGUGGGUGUGUUCAUUACGCAGAGUGUGACGGACUUCAAGAUCAGUUUGGAAAGCCGCGGCUCCUUGGACCCCGAGUUGGGCGACUAUUUUGGAUCACUGGCUGAGACGAUGUUGGCACUCUUCCAGGCCGUCACGGAUGGACAGGAAUGGCGUGAGAUGUUGAAACCGCUGAUGACCGAAAUCUCGCCAUGGAUGGCGGUGCCCUUCUGCAUGUAUAUCUCGUUUACCGUCUUUGCCUUGUUGAACAUCCUCACCGGUAUCUUUGUGGACUCGGCACUUCAGAAUGGGCAAGAAGAAAAGCGUCGCUUUCUAUUGCAAGAAGUGGGACAGCUCUUCUUGGAAGCUGACAAGGAGCAGAUGACGUGGGUGGAUUUCCAGGCUCAACUGGAGAAUCCACAUUUGCAACAGUUGUUUGCAGCCUUGGAUGUGACGGAAGAAGAUGCCUCUAUGCUUUUUCAUAUGUUGGAUGCUUCACACGAGGGCCACAUUCAAGCCGACGAGUUUCUCAACGGUUGCCUGCGCUUGGAUGGCCCGGCCAAAGCCAUCGACUUGGCGGCCUUCAUGGAGGAGUCUCGGAAGGUGAAUCGAACUUUCCUGACACAGGUGCCUUGGCAGUCAAGAUGCACCAAGUAUGGAUUGUGCAGGGUUUGUGGGCCUAGUAAGGCACUUGUUCCUAGUAGCGAUGCACUUGUUCCUAGUAACUUCUUGUUCCUAGUAACUUCUUGUUUCCAGUAG